Kickxella alabastrina is the source of this 1014-nucleotide messenger RNA. RefSeq lists its product as uncharacterized. Gene Ontology annotation, molecular function: zinc ion binding; DNA-binding transcription factor activity, RNA polymerase II-specific. The record is from RefSeq and is a predicted model, not a curated record. Gene Ontology annotation, biological process: regulation of DNA-templated transcription. The transcript is spliced from 3 exons. Bases 66 to 713 code for a protein of 215 amino acids. Lineage: Eukaryota; Fungi; Kickxellomycota; Kickxellomycetes; Kickxellales; Kickxellaceae.
GCGCUCAUUUUAGUUGAUUUUUUUCGUUAUUUGCAAGCAAUUUUUUCAACACAUAUUAUUCCGAAAUGAAGGAUAAAAGAGUACAGGACAACAUACACGACAGCAGUCCGAGCAAGCCCCCAGCCAAGAAACGAAAGAGCAAAUUUCGACAAGGUUCGCUUGAUGUUUCCAAUUGCAAUGACGACGAACAAAACAACCGGAGGGUUAAUAACAUGUGUGUGCGGUGCCGACUGUUUAAUAUCAAGUGCAAUCUCCGCUUUCCACAGUGCAGGGCGUGCAAAAGGGCUUCAGUGGAAUGCUUCAAUUUUCAAAGCACCACAUAUGACAGGCUGUUCGGCCUUUUGCCGAAAAAUCCGACCCUUGGUAACUUUGCCUGGCAGUCGAAUGCACACAGCGUAGACACUCCAGACGACGUGAGCUCCAUGACAGAAAACCUGCUGCGAAACCAGCUGAGUGCCCUGAUGACUGGGCCGCUCAAAAAGGCUGUGCUGCAAUAUCCCAAUGAAGAGAGAGAUGCAGAUGCCCAGGAUACCCCAUUACCGCAGUUGCCACUGCCCUCAUCCGAGCUUCUGAGAUGCAUCUGUCGGUCCGUUGCCGAGAACGAGGCAUCCAGACCUCCGCAGUACCCGUCGCUUAAUGAACACUUAGUGGCAGCAGCCUGCUGGCGAUGGGCGUAUUACUUCAAGAGUACAGCAGGUUUCUUUUGUGAGUGAAGGCCAGACUUUGAGCCAUAUUGAGAUUUCUGUGACAUGAGAUUUCCAAUCGUCUUUUUCUGGGAUUCCCACAGGGCGAUUUGUGUCAUUUUGUACUGCUACCUACAUGUUUGCAAAGGCGUGUUUCCCUUUUCUGUACUGACUUUAUUAGCAUAGUCUACAAAGAGAAUGUUUUUGUUUACUUGAUAGUUUUGUAUGCGCCUGUGCCUUUUGUGUCUUUUGCCAGGUAUUGGAUAUCCAGUUUUUUAUAUUCGCCCGAGCGCGUUCACAUGCACGACCACUCUAUCAUCUUGUCUCUGCU